This is a messenger RNA of Caenorhabditis remanei, 618 nucleotides long. RefSeq lists its product as uncharacterized. NCBI's taxonomy places the organism in Eukaryota, Metazoa, Nematoda, Chromadorea, Rhabditida, Rhabditidae. Bases 1 to 618 code for a protein of 205 amino acids. The record is from RefSeq and is a predicted model, not a curated record. The transcript has 2 exons.
AUGUCCCCUUCACCCCGUCGCGAGUUCACUUUCGUAGAGCCGCCAAUCAAUUCUAGCCAUUAUCUGCAACUGGCUCAAUCAACUCUUCUAAAACUCCGCAAGAAGAAAGAUAGCAGUUUGAGGAUCCGAGUACUUCACAAGGAACUCAUUAAGAGUAUUUGGAAACUGCCGGUUAAACCAGUGAAGGCGCGUAAGAUUCCGAACAUUCUUAGAAGACGUGGAAUUCAGAAGCUGAGAGCUCGUCGAGGAGUCGUUGCUCUUCCCAAGCCACUAUCCGAGUACAUUGAGCAAUUGGAAAAGGAAAGUGCUCUCCGAGAAACGAGUCUCCACCACAAAAUGCUCCGUCAAGUCAAAACCAUCAACAGAUGCAAAACAGUCACGGAUCUUCUCAAAACGUCCAAAAAACUGAAAUUCGAGUGUGACCGUCUUGUUGCUCAGAGGAGUAAGGACAACCAGGAAUCGAUGUGGUCGUGCGAGAAGUGUGACAGAGGAUUCAAGGACUUCUCGAGCUACAAUCAUCACAUGGAGUACCACAGCAAGGUCACCAGUUUUAUGGAGGGAAUGGAUUCGGAGCCAAAGUGUGUAGAGCAGGAGGAGAUGUCGUCCAAGAGAAUUUAA